AUGAAAACAUUUGUCUUGAUUGUUCUCUUAGGAUUGGCACUUGGAGUACAAGUGAAUGAAUAAGCAACAAUUUUGUAAGAAGCAUUAACCAACAAUUUAAAAGCCACAAGUAUGGGUAGGGCAGUUCUUGCUAUGGUUGAAUUGGGUUCACCUAAUUUCAAUCCCUUAUUUGAUGCAUUGGAAGCCUGGGCUUCACUUAUCGAGGUAAUAUAUCGAAUAAUCUCAGCAAACUAUAGCCGAUGAAAAUUCAUCAUAUGGAGCAUUCGUCUAAUAAGUAGAAACAGAGGAAACAAAUUAUAAAGCUCUCAUUGCUCAAUACGAAAACGAGGUGGCUGAGUACAAUAUUUAAAUCAGGGAAAUCUUAAAGUCAAGAAUUUCUCUGGAGGAAGACCUUGAAAGGACAAGAACCGAAUUGGGAGGCACUAAACAACAAAAAGCUAACAUUGAGAAUUAAUAAAGACAAGAUUCAGCUGAUUUUAAAACAAGAACCAGUUAAUUGAGUGCUGCCAUUGUUGUGAUCGAUGAAGCAUUGAAAGUGUUAGAUAAAGCAAAGUGUAAAUCAUCAAUUAAAGAUAGACUCCUCAUUUGUCGAAGAAGAUGCUCAAUAAUUGUCUUCUUUAGUCUCAGGAACACCAGAAUUACAUACCUUGUUACUUUAAUUAAACACUGAAGAUUACAAGAGUGCAUAAAAUUUAUAAAAGUAUUUAUUCACUUAAAGUUGUUAGAGUCAUUAAUUUGUUACAAAACAUUAGAGAUUAAUUUAAUCAAAAUAUUUAAACAUUACAAGCAGGCUUUACAGCAGCCUAACAAUAAGCCUAAGAUUUAUUUGAGCUAUUGAAUGCAAAAAUUGAUUCAUUGGUCAAAGAUGUCAUUCCAUAAUUGCAAUAAGAUAUCUAAGGAAAAGACAGUAAGAAUAUCGUCUAUAUUAAGGCGAAAUCGAUUCAAGAAGACAAUUAGCUAACGAAGCUCAAGCAAAUCUUGAUGCCGCUAGGGAAAGUUUGAAAUAGUCCAUUUAAGAGAAAGGCUUAGCAACAAACAGCCAUAACAUAUUAAUUUCUGAAUAUCACAGCAAUUUGGAUACUGUCGCAGAAUGUAUAAGUGCUUUACAUGGAAGCGGAAUUUAAAGAUAAUGAAAUAGAUACAUAAUAAUAAAUAAUUU
Paramecium octaurelia is the source of this 1159-nucleotide messenger RNA. Lineage: Eukaryota; Ciliophora; Oligohymenophorea; Peniculida; Parameciidae. The record is from the annotation of a GenBank genome assembly.